This is a messenger RNA of Anastrepha ludens (Mexican fruit fly), 666 nucleotides long. RefSeq lists its product as uncharacterized. The record is from RefSeq and is a predicted model, not a curated record. The transcript has 2 exons. The annotation marks the transcript as partial. Lineage: Eukaryota; Metazoa; Arthropoda; Insecta; Diptera; Tephritidae.
GCAGAGCAGAUAGACGACUCGACAUUCAGCACUGUGAACGACGACGCCCCCACCAGGGAAGUGGGCAAUUGUAGCAGCUCGCCUGACCUAAAAAUAGCUAGCGCGGGUCUGAUAAAUAGCAUAACGUGGCGACCUAUACUAUCGCUUGCAUCAGACCACUUGCCCAUUAUCGUCUCGAUUGAGAGACCUGCCGACUUCGUUUCCACGAAUCACCGGUCCUAUUUGAACUUUAAAAAAGCUAAUUGGGCCAGCUUCACGGAAUUCACCGAGGACACCUUCGCCGCUCUUUCCAUCCCCACUGAUGUGCGCGUAGGCGAACGCGCAUUCCACAAGGUGCUCACAGCUGCUGCGGCUCCCUUCAUUCCAGCUGGAAAUUUUAAGGACAUUCGUCCCCAUUUUCCAGCCGAAACAGCCAGCUUGGCAAACGAGCGUGACCACCUACGCCAGGUCGAUCCCGGGGAUCCCCGCAUAAGGAAUCUCAAUUUGGAGAUUCGGCAACUGGUAGACCAAAAUAACCGGACUACAUGGGUUGAGCACUUGGUACAGGUCUCCAAGGAGCAAACUCUCGCAGCAAUCCUGCUCCCGCUCACAAGCGGCCCCUGCCUCUACGGCUACACUGCCCUCAGUGCCGGCACAUCACACUGCCGCCACAUACAACAACGGUAA